Messenger RNA from Thelazia callipaeda (thelaziosis nematode), 386 nucleotides. The record is from the annotation of a GenBank genome assembly. NCBI's taxonomy places the organism in Eukaryota, Metazoa, Nematoda, Chromadorea, Rhabditida, Thelaziidae.
AUGAAAGUGAAUGGCGGAAAUACCAGUGUGAGCAGUUGCGACAACAAUCGUAAUGGUAUAGACAGUCAACAACGCCAGAACGAUGGAAAUGGUAGCAGUACGAGAGAACAUUCCAGCAUUCAAGGAGUCUCUGAAGGACCUUCUACGUCACAGGACUUCAAGAAGCGAAAAGAAGUUACAGACCAUUACGACAGUGCUCAUGCAACCCCUUGCUGCAGUAUUUCUGAAGUAACAAAGACGAAACAAGGGAAGAAAGUGAAGAAGAAUAACACGCAUUGCACGAAUAAAGCGGAAGAAAAGCCCGUUGCAAAACGAGAUCGGAACCGAAAAAAGAAUGCUGUGUGCUCGUACAGUCAGAAUAUCAAAAGUUCGAGAAGAAAAUAGAG